GCUCCUCUCUGCACUGUGUGCUCUGUGCUGCUCCUCCUGGAUAGUCAGUAUGGCUCUCAAUGUCCCAGGACUGGUAGUCACCAUCAUAUUCUACCUGCUGGUGCUCGGGAUUGGUAUCUGGGCUUCCUUCAAAUCCAAAAAGGAUGAAAACAGGACACAGGCAAACCACGCAGACAUGGCCCUGCUGGGGGACAGAAAAAUCAGCUUGGUAGUGGGGAUCUUCACUACAACCGCUACCUGGGUUGGUGGGACCUUCAUCAUCGGCACAGCGGAGACCGUGUACAAUCCAAAGUUGGGACUGAUUUGGGCUGUGAUGCCUUUAGCAGCGACAUUGGCCUUCACUCUUGGUGGUCUUUUCUUUGCUGAGCCGAUGAGAGACAGGAAGUAUGUGACCAUGAUGGACCCUUUCCAGAUCAAGUAUGGAAAUGGACUGAGUGGACUCCUGUCUGUGGCACCUCUGCUGUCAGAAAUUAUUUGGGUAACUUCAACGCUGAUAAGCUUGGGUGUAACCAUGAGUGUGAUCCUGGAUUUGUCCUAUGCUGUGUGCAUCUGGAUCUCUGCUGCUGUGGCCAUCACCUACACACUGCUGGGAGGUCUCUACUCUGUGGCCUACACAGAUAUUAUACAGCUCUCUCUCAUUUUUAUCACCUCAUGGCUGUGCGUCCCAUUUGUUCUCAUGAGUCCAGCAUCUGUUGACAUCACCACCACAUCCUUCAACCACACCUUCCAGGCUCCCUGGGUCGGCACUCUGACUGCAGACAGAGUCGGGAGGUGGAUCGAUAUCUUUUUAUUACUGAGUGUAGGAGACCUCGGUUUUCAGGACUUCCACCAAAGGACAUUAUCUGCCUCUUCUUCAGCUACAGCCAAGUUACGAUGUUACGCUGCAGCAUUUCUCAUCCCCACAUUUGGAAUUCCUCCUGUGCUCAUUGGAGCCGCGGCUGCAUCGACAGACUGGAAUCUGACCUCGUAUGGUUCUCCGCCUCCGUAUGAACGAGGUCAGACAGGUCUGAUUUUACCCCUCUCCCUGCACCACCUAACCCCACCCUACAUCUCCGUCAUCGGCAUUGGAGCAGUGGCUGCUGCCGUGAUGUCAUCAACUGACUCUGCCCUGCUGUCUGCUGCCUCCAUCUUCUCCUCGAAUAUCUACAAGAAGAACUUGAGGACCAAGGCAUCAGAGAAUGAGAUCCGCUGGGUGAUUCGAAUUUCUGUGGUUUUAUUUGGCCUGGCCGGUGCAUCACUCACCUUCCUCCACACCGGUGUUAUGGCGUUCUGGGUCCUGGGUGGAGAAAUCGCCUACAUAAUGAUGUUCCCGCAGCUGGUCUGCGUGCUGUUCUUCAACAUCUCCAAUGGUUACGGUGCCACUGUGGGAUUCCUGGUGGGGUUUUUUUUAAGACUUUUGUGUGGAGAGCAGUUGCUAGGGCUACCACCUGCCAUCCAUUUCCCAGGAUGCACCCUUGAAGACGGUGUUUACGUUCAGUAUUCCCCUAUCAGGACCAUCUGUAUGCUGGUGGCUUUUGCCACCAUUUUGCUGGUCUCCUACCUGUCAUCUCUGCUCUUCAACAAAGGACUGAUACCUGAGAAGUGUGAUGUGUUUCAAGUUAAAAUCCAACAUUCACCGAGGACACAGAUACCAACAGGUGGCAAUGAGAACAACUCAAAACCUCUGUGUGAGAAUGCUGGGGUUUCAGAUCCACUGUUUGAAUCGACAUGUUGAAAAAAAUAAUACUAACAGGACACUAAACAUGUAUUACCUCUCCUAACAACAUGUACCUCAUUAAACCUACAUUGAGAAUAAAGAAAAUGAGACGAUAGAAAAUGUAUUUCUCACUGACAGGAUGACCUUGAGAAAAUUUUAAUUUAUCUAGUUAAGUAUCAAAUACUUUCUCAGCAAAGGAGUGGACUCAAAGAUGAACUGAUUAGAUUGUCCCUAGUGUUUCCUUGUUCUCUUUCUCCUUGUGUUUCCCUGUGUCGCCUCCCUUGUCUGUGUGUAUAUGUGUGUGGGUGUCAGAGGACCAGUGCAGAUUUCUGGUGGUCCUGCUCACCUGUUCCUCAUUCCCUCAUCACCACCUGCAGUAUCAGAACCCCGGCUUGUCAUCUACUUGUCACCAGAUUAGUUCCAACUGUGGUAUUGUGAUCUAGGCUGCUCAGUAUCAUAAAGAGGGUUGGCAUUUAGCCCAAAGUGUGAGCUCAGCACUAGUUCACUUAAUUUCUGCUAAUGAAUCCAGAAAUGUAAUUGAAAUAUUGCAAGCAUUUGUUAGUAAUUUGCCU
Molecule: messenger RNA, 2268 nt
Organism: Lates calcarifer (barramundi perch)
Lineage: Eukaryota; Metazoa; Chordata; Actinopteri; Centropomidae
Product: high-affinity choline transporter 1
Exons: 8
Coding region: 50-1714 (554 amino acids)
Biological process (GO): choline transport; acetylcholine biosynthetic process; transmembrane transport
Cellular component (GO): plasma membrane
Molecular function (GO): choline:sodium symporter activity
Source: RefSeq, a predicted model, not a curated record